This is a messenger RNA of Lactuca saligna, 1977 nucleotides long. NCBI's taxonomy places the organism in Eukaryota, Viridiplantae, Streptophyta, Magnoliopsida, Asterales, Asteraceae. The record is from the annotation of a GenBank genome assembly.
AUGAUUGUGUACUUCUUUUCACCGAACGAUGACUUGAUCAGCUCAUGUCCCUUGACCGGCGACUCUGACUCUUCAGCCUCACAGUGUCGUCGAGUAUUUGACAAGGGGCUCAAAUUCAAAACGGAAACAAUCAUAAGUCCCAUAAUUUCUGUACCUAUUGUGGAGUGCUCAAGUGGUCGAUCUCGUGGUUUUGGAUAUGUAACCUUUGCAACAGUUGAAGAUGCCAAGGCUGCACUUGCGAGUGAACACUUCCCAAGGAAUAGAGCACUUGAAGUAAAAAUAGCCACAUCAAAGGAAAUGAGAGCACCUUCAAAAAAAAAGUCACCAGGAUAUUUGUUGCUAGAAUUUAGGAGCCAUUUUGAUAAAUUUGGUGAAAUUACCGAUUUAUACAUGCCCAAGGAUCCAAGUACCAAAGGGAAUUGUGGAAUUGGUUUCAAUACUUUUGCAAUUGCUGGGCCGGUCCUAACGGUGGGCGACCCGGGCGACCGCCCAGGGCCCAUGUCUCAGAGGGGCCCAAAAUUCUUAGAAGACGUUGUAAUUUCUCCCUCUCCUUUUCGCAUCAACAAACUCAUUCUUUCUCUUGCUCUUAAAAUAAUUCUUUCUCUCAUUUCUAUCUUGCUCUUAUAUGCUAAUUUCUCCCCUUUCUGUGUUGAACUUAUGCUUUUGCCUUCCCUUAUGUGUCGAGUUGUUGAUUUCCGAAGUGAUUGGGAGAUGCCAAAUAAGAUUUCUAAAGUUUCUUCAAGUUUCUGUCUAAAACAGUGAAAUUCAAUGUUUUUCACUCAAUCAGUAAGUGCUAUUUUUGUAGAUUUACGUGAUAAGAAAGAAGUUUAAUAAAGCUACAGGUAUUGAAGAAGUAUUCAAGGUUAUCAAUUUCACAAGAAAGAUAGAGUUUAACAAUAGUAUUAUGUAUACAAAAAAAAUAUCUGUAGUGCAUCAGAAAAAGAUAAGUGUUUUCUUUUUAUUUUUUUAUUUUUUAAAUUUGAUGUUUUUCUAAAUUUGAUGGUUAUAUUUGUGUUCAUGAUAAUAUUAUUAGUGAUUUCUUGUAAAUAAUGCGUCUAUUUUUGAAUGGAUAUGAAAAUUUUCAAUUUGGGGGCCUUUUUUUCUAAUUCGCUCAGCCUUGAUAGUCCGAUGUUUUUUGUUUUUGAUAUAACUACCAGAGGAUUAACCACCUAUAGAUCCUAAUCCUAGAUAAGGAAUGAUACAUGAACAUCUUCAGUUUUUCCAUUUUCUUGGAAUUAUACUCGGAAAGGUAAGCUAAAUGCUAUUUAGUAUUCUUAGGAUCAUUACUAACUUCAUGCAAUUACUUAUACAAAUAUUUUUAUGAUUAUUAUGGUUUCCAGUGUGCUCAAUAUGUUGAGUGGUUGUUUUCUUUCCACAAUUACUGAUUUUUUUUAGUUUCAUAAAGUUAUCUGCUUUUAAUUUUGGGAUUGUUGGACUUUUGAAUUUAUUAUGUUAUGAUCUAUAUUAACAUAGCUUUCUUUCAUCUUUCAAUUCCAAAUAUAUAGUUCAUGUGCAUAAUCUUGUAUAUCUAGGAGUACCUUUUUGUUAACCUUAUCUGUUCUAUGGCACAUUUUAAAAUCAUUCAAUGCAAAUUGAAGUUUUUCAUUUGUAUGCAUACAUUUUCAGUGCUCCUGCUAUCUAAAAGUUCCAUGUAUGCAUACAAAUCUCACUAUCAAAGGGAGUAAUUUGGUAGCAUUCCAUAUCAACUUUCUGUUCAAUACAUACAAAAAGUAAGUAAGCAGAAUAGAAAUAAAAAAAGACACAAUAAAGUAAUCAAACUAUAGGCUUGACUGUGAUGAUUAUUCUCUUUAAAUAUGAUAAUUAAAAUAAUGGGAUGCCCUUUGCAGAAAUUUUUGAUGUUUCCCUGUUAAUAUAAUAUAAGUUUUGGGCUUCUUUCAUAGGAGAUUAGUUUUUUGAAUACUCUUUUUUUUUUUUUUUUCUUAAAAUAGAGAAUUAUUGAACAAGCUGGUGUUGUUU